This is a messenger RNA of Brugia malayi, 1053 nucleotides long. Its product is annotated as Ammd protein, putative. The coding region runs from base 1 to 1053 and encodes 350 amino acids. Lineage: Eukaryota; Metazoa; Nematoda; Chromadorea; Rhabditida; Onchocercidae. The transcript has 9 exons. The record is from RefSeq and is a predicted model, not a curated record.
AUGUUGACAAAACGAGUUUUCUACCUGAACAUUAACUGUCAAGCAGUGAUGUCAUGUCACCAUGGUAUUCGAUGCACACAACAGGAAUGCUUAUAUUCUCCAAGUCAUUGGUCAACAAUCUCAAAAUCACCGGAAUUGGUUAUCGAAACAUUCAUCAUCAAUUUGCAGUCCUGCUAUCGAGAUAAUCUGCAAACUGUUCCAUUACAAACAAUUCCAUACGGAGAUGGUAAACAAAUAAUUGAUAUUUGGGGUAAUGAAUUCGAGAGUACUAAAGCAUUGGCAUUGUUUCAUGGUGGUUACUGGCAGGAAGGAGAUCGGAAACUGUUUACGAGUCCGGUAAAAGCGCUUGUUGACAACGGUAUUGUAGUAGCUUGUAUUGGAUAUGAUUUUGCUACUACCAUUUGUUUAAAUGACGUGAUAGAACAGGGAGCAAAAGCACUUCACUUUUUAGCAAAACGUUGGCCUUGGAAGAGAUUAUCGGUUGGAGGACAUAGCGCUGGGGCGCAUUUAGCCAUCUCUGCAUUAAAGCGCACAAUGGAUGCGCAUCGAUACGAAAAAAUUGUACUCUUUUCUGGUAUCUAUGAUCUUAAACCUUUAUUGGAUACAUAUAUUGGAAAAGCAAUCAAUUUAAGCUUAGCUGAAGCUGAAACUCUCAGUAUUACUAGCUUGGAUGAAAUGUCGGUAGAAUUAUUGGCUAUUGUUGGUGCUGAUGAAUCACCAAAGUUCAAAGAGCAAAGCCAGCAUAUUGUCGAGAAUUACGUGAGUAAACGUUAUCCGAUGACAAUAUCAGAUUGUUACAAGAUUUCAUUGCCUACAAUGAAAGAUAAUCGAAAUCGAACUGAUAAGACGCAAUCUUCAAUGGAAAAUGUAUUGGUGGAACAGAAGGAGGAAGAUUCUUUCGCUAAAAAAAGACCAAUAAAACGUCUUGCAAAACGAAGUAUUGAAAUUCGAUUAAAAGCACCGGUGGACAGAGAACGAGAAGAUUACAAAACACUAAAAGGAAUUAAACUACCAAUGAGUGAUGCAAUGAGCGAUGUUGAACUCGAGAAAUGA